This is a messenger RNA of Colias croceus (clouded yellow), 4371 nucleotides long. RefSeq names its product fasciclin-2 (gene Fas2). Gene Ontology annotation, biological process: cell adhesion. Gene Ontology annotation, molecular function: protein binding. The record is from RefSeq and is a predicted model, not a curated record. Gene Ontology annotation, cellular component: neuron projection; membrane. Bases 372 to 2876 code for a protein of 834 amino acids. Lineage: Eukaryota; Metazoa; Arthropoda; Insecta; Lepidoptera; Pieridae. The transcript is spliced from 15 exons.
GUGCCUUCGCGCUCGUGUAGGACGGACGUACGCACCUCUUUUACGUCUCUGAAUUUACUUCACGUAACAAGUUUGUUGAUCGAAUUCUUUCUAAAGUUUACAUUGCAAUUUAUGCCCACAAUGGACUUACAAAAAUUCGCAAUCUUACAAUAUUUUGGACGCUUUUAGAAAUGUUGAGAAAACUUUUCAAGUGUAUUUAGUGUGUUACAUUAUCUUAUAUGAAUGUAAGCGUAACGCAGGUGAAACAAAAACGCAUGUGCAUUGUUUUUUGUUGAAAAGGAAAGACGUUUACCGUUGAGGAGGCAGAAUUUGAAUCUCUUGUUUUUUAUUGUUUAUACGGACAAGCGACAAACGCGUUGAAAAGAGACAAGAUGAGGUCCUUUCGUGUGGGAACGACAGGUGUGGCGGCGCUCGCGCUUAUGUUGGCAGUUAUAACAGGAUGCACAGCACAGAACCUCAGGAUAUUCCCAAUGCAGAAGCAGCAGACGGUGGCCGUGGGCAAGUCCGUGGUGCUGACGUGCCAGGCGGACGCGUCCGACCCGGCGCUCGUCACGCAGCCGCAGUGGAGGGACCCUAAGGGACAGAUUAUAAACGAGGCUGCGCCCGGCACGAGACCCGAAAUUUACACAGAGCCAAUGCCCGCGAAACAACUGCAGCUGCUAUACAUAUCGUCAAUCACUCCGGCGAUGGCAGGCAAUUACACUUGCGAAGCGACCUUUACCAACGUGCCUCUCAGUGCUAGCGUCGUGCUCGACACUUUCGUGGCAAUAACUUGGACGAAUGCUAAUGAAAACCAGUACGCGACAAAAGGAAAAGAUUUCAAAGUAAUGUGUGAAGUAACUGCUGAGCCGGCGCCUUCAGUGGACUGGUUCAAAGAGGGUACUCCGAUUCUAACUGGUGACAGAUACGUAAUUCAUGCGAAUGGCUUGAUGAUAAAGAAUGUUGAGGAAAGUGAUGAUGGCACGUACACAUGCAGAGCGGUUGUCAUACAAACCGGUGAAUUGGCUGAAAGGAAUAUAAAGCUAGAGGUAUAUACAGCGCCAGAAAUGGAGGAAAGGGAAACAAAGGUUACGAUCAAGGAAGGCACUUCAGCAGCCAUUACCUGUAAAGCAAGGGGCAAACCACCACCAACCUAUUCUUGGAUUAAGGCUUCUACUCGCGAGAAUUUGGGAACAGCAUCACGUUUCAGCGUCAACGAAAUUAAUGGUCUACUUACAUUUGAUCGAGUGGAGGCGGGCGACUACGGGAAAUAUAUUUGCAGCGCCGUCAACCAAGCUGGUCAUAAUGAGACUGAAAUUGAAGUGGAAGUUCUAGUGCCGCCUAGAAUAUUCGAGCUUUAUAACAUAACGGCUGCUGAGAAGACUGAAGGAAGGUUGGAGUGUAAGGCCACUGGUAGACCAGCGCCAAGGAUCAGUUUCAGGAAACUCAGCAAUUCGGAACGGUUCUUGAAUGGCCCGAACGAUGAUGGAAGAAUUACUAUCGAAACGAGCGAUCGUCAAACUGGUGAUCAAAUGCAAUCGAGUGCUAUUAUAACCAUUGCUAAUUUGAAUAGAACCGACGAUGGUUUAUAUGAAUGUGUUGCUGAAAACGAAGGUGGAGAAGCAAGAAAGAAUGGUCAUUUAACAGUACAAUUCAAGCCAACUUUUGCGCACAUGACGAACGUGCCUAUUUGGAGCUGGAACUCCCAACCUGUCAAUAUCAGUUGUAUAGCUGAGAGUAUUCCUAAUGCAACUAUUAAAUGGAGAUUCCACGACAUUGACUUAGUCGAGUCCCCACAAGUAAGGAUCUACGGCUCGGGACCCAUCAGUUAUGUCACAGUGACGCCAACCGACAGGUCCCUGUACGGGGUCUACAAAUGCAUUGCCACUAACUCUAUGGGAGAAGCGGAACAUAUCAUUCAGUUGCGAGAGGCUUUCCCGCCUGGACCUGUUGUGCAGGCCAAACAAGAAACAAUAACAGCCACAUCAGUUUCAUUCAGCAUAGUCGGUCCCGCUGAAGACAUGGGCCCACCAAUCUUGGCUUACACCACUCAAUACAAAGAAAACGGCAACUUCGACUGGAAUCUCGCUAUGAACAGAACUUGGUCCUUCAAUUCUCCGUAUAUUAUUGAGAAUUUAAGGCCAAUGUUCACGUACGACUUUAGAUUCGCAGCCGUCAACCAAGUCGGUGUUGGUAGCUGGGGUUCUUCUAUCACCGUUAUUAUGCCUCGUCGAUCACCACCAGAACAACCUAAAUGGAGGGAAUCGAUUAGUUCUGAGUCACUUAUCCACGGAAAAUAUGCAGAUAAAUACGAAUUGCAAUGGAAAGUUCCUGCUCAUAAUGGUGAACCCAUCGAUAUGUAUGAGAUUAGCUAUUGCCCAGUGCUAAAAGUGAGCGGAGAAUGGCGAGUAUCGGGCGAAUCCGACUGUGUCACUGAAGAGCUAAAGUCUUACGAAGCGAUUAACUAUGAAGUGCGUGGUCUCCGCCCGGACACGCGCUACCGCAUGCACGUGCGCGCGCACAAUAUCCUCGGCUAUUCCCUCCCAGCACAGCUCUACGUGCAAACCGCCCUCGGUGUGGAAAGGUCUGGAUUUGCUCCACCUCAACUGCUGUCCAGUGGAUCAAUUAUAGGGAUUGCAUUGGCCGGCGUUCUUCUGUGCUUGCUCAUUGUGGACCUCCUUCUAUUCUGCUUUAGACGUCAAGGUGUCAUUGCUACCAUUUGUGGCAAGCGAGUUAAGACUCAUAAGGAUGACGAGGCCAAAUUGGGAAGGGAUGAAAAGGAACCAUUGAAGGACGUGGAUGAUGCUAUCAAGAGGAAUUCAUCAGUUGAAUUUGACGGUCGUCGGGUUUACGCUACUAGCGGCGGGCCCAUUAUAGGAAAGAAUUCCGCCGUAUAAGAGAAAUGUAUCGAAUGAAAUGGUUUGAAUUCGUCAAUAUUGGUUUGGAUGUGGAUUUCGAUGUAUAGGCCGCCCUACAUUCCACAAGAAUGUUAUUUCUCGAACCCAAAUUUCGCGCGCUUUUCCGACUAAAUUCCCGCCUUUUUUCACGACUGAUGUGAAUGAACUUAAAAGUAAUGUUACAGUUAAAUGACCUAUUUGCGAAUGUAGUGUGGCCAAGAAUAAUAUUUGUUAAUGGAUGCUUGUGUAUUUGUGAGCGCGACCAGUAUUUUUAACUGCCAAAAGACGAAUUAUAAUUAUUGUAAGUGCGUAAUUAUUGAUAGGUGUUGUACGUUUUUUAAUAUAAAAGAGAACAUUUUGUUUACAACUCUUGCACAUUUUGAAAAUCAAUAGAUGUUUUAUCGCGUGAAUUUAUUCAUAUUUAAAUCCAUUUGAAAGUAAGAGUAAUACGAUUUUUAAAGCAACAGCUGCUUUCUAAGGUACAAAUGUGCCUUUCAGGUUACAUACUCGUCUAGUGAGGGUAACUGCUGCAUAAGAUUUAUAUGUAAAUAAUAUAACAUAAGUUUAGGUUAGACUAGGUAUUAAAAUAACUGAAAACUUUAACCUAUUUCUCAUUUUUUUAUAUUUAUACACAUUUUUAAUCCGUUGAUUUUUAUAUUUCGUAUAUAAUAUUAAUUUAAUCGAACAAUAACGUAUAUAACUACAGUCAUCAUUUAAUAUAAGUAGCUUUGCUUUUUACUCUUUACGUACCUAAGUUAAAAUUAAACAUCAUGUAGGAUAGAACCCGCAUUUAAUGUUAUCAUAAGAUGUAAAUAUAGUCAAUAAAUUAUGUAAAUACCUCUGUACGAUUAUGUUUCUUAUAAUUUUGUUACAAUUUUAAGUUUGUCGAAACCUCGAUUCUCUUUAGACUUAAGUACUUAGGAGGCUCGUUCAUUCUCAUUAGAUUUUAAAUCUACUUACAAAUAUACUUAAUUUAUGUUUCUAGAUUUAUGUGGAUUAAUAAUUAGUUAAAUGAACAAGACAUUUUAUAUUAAAGUAAUUCUUUAUCUCUUAUAUUUACUGAGCACCUGUUCUAUACAUUAAGACUUAUUUAGACAGGCUCUCUAAAAUCAGAUAACUUCAAGAUUUAAUAAUAAGAGUGAAAGAAUCACAUAGCAUUUUCUAUAACAAAAUAAUAUAUCGUAGUUAUAUUAAACACACCACUUUUAUACUACACAGAACUUUUCAAACAUACACAUUAUUAUAUUAUUCAUACCUUUAAGUACCAACGUAUUUAUAGUUCUUUAAUAUAUUAUGAUUUAUAAAGCAGGCGCAGUUGCAAUGUAUCGUAUCAGUAUCUAUCGUAAAAUUAGAUAUAAAAAUGGAAGCUUAUAUAUAUUUAUAUUUCAAUGUCAUUGCUUCAAAUGUAACUCGCAUGAGUCUCGUGGAUGCAAGCUUUAUGAGACGUUAUAAGUGAACAACUACGCAUUUUUAUAAAAUAAAUGUAUUAAAAAUA